UCUUCUCAACAUUUAGCUUCAACUUCGUGAAUCAUCAAUUUUUCGCAUCAAAGCAAUCAUUCAUAUGUUAUCUUUCAUUAUGUUACUUAAUAAAAUUAGUUACUGUUAAAAUAAUUUGUAAUUACUCAAGUUACAACAUAUCUCUAAAAUAACCUCAAUACAGUAUAUUUAUCAACGAUGGCAGAAGAAGCGUCAAGGCCAAUGAAAUACCCCUACACCAUGUCUGCCAAGAUGGCUCAAUUCCCUUAUAAAUUUUACUGGCAACACAGUUGGGGCUUCAAAUACUGGGUGAUUGCCUCUAUCUUGUGCGUUCCUGUUUUCUACAAAAUCCAGAAACUUUCUUAUUCUCCUAACAAUGUCAAGGUAUGGGCUGAGAUCCGCCAUAAAGAAUUCCAUGGAGGUGAUCAUCACUAAAAUAUGAUUAAAUCUAGUAAAAAUUGUUCAAAUUAUCACAACAUUGUUGAUGUAUGAUUUACUCUAAAAAAUAAUAAAUGAUGAUUUCCAUAAAGUAAA
Messenger RNA from Trichogramma pretiosum, 513 nucleotides. RefSeq lists its product as uncharacterized. The record is from RefSeq and is a predicted model, not a curated record. The coding region runs from base 178 to 414 and encodes 78 amino acids. The transcript has 3 exons. NCBI's taxonomy places the organism in Eukaryota, Metazoa, Arthropoda, Insecta, Hymenoptera, Trichogrammatidae.